AUGCGUCUUAUCCACUGCACCUCACGACCCUACUGUGGCACACCAUGCUUCAUCACCACACUGAAGCUCACACUGAUCUUCUCCAGUGCUCCUUUCAGGAGUUGCCAAAACCUUCUGGACAUGGAAUCAUUCAGUGCAGCCUGUAUGGCUGAUAUGUGCAACUCUAAUGACACCACUGACUCCAUCCUCUGUAAAACGAUCUCAGAGUUCUCCAGAGAGUGUGUCCACGCAGGUGGCAAGCCCCAACAAUGGAGGAAUGCAACUUUUUGCUACAAUGAAUGUCCAUACGGCAUGGAGUUCUUGGAGUGUAGCAGUUCAUGUCCCGACAGCUGCUCCACCCCUCAGGCCAGCCAGACGUGUGAUAGCCACUGCCACGAUGGCUGCAGCUGCCCUCCCGGAACGGUCUUUGAUGACAUCAGCAACACUGGCUGUGUUGUAGUGGAUGAGUGUCCAUGUGUGCACAACAACAAAGUCUACAAGUCGGGAGAGUCCUACUCUUACACCUGCAGAUCCUGUGUGUGCGAGAGUGGACAGUGGAAUUGUGUGCAGGAGAACUGUCCAGGAACCUGCUCCGUGGAAGGUGGAGCUCACGUCAACACCUUCGAUGGAAAAGCCUACACCUUUCAUGGGGACUGCUCCUACGUUCUGGCGAAGCAAAGUAAUGGCUCCUUAUACACUGUGUUGGUGGACCUGGUCAAGUGCGGUCUGGCUGACAGUAAGACCUGCCUCAGAGCUGUAACUCUGGCCUUAUACGGCAAUGCUAUGGUUAUUAAAGUCCAGGCAUCCGGGCAGGUCUAUGUGAACCAGAUUCUUUCCCAGCUUCCACUGUUUACACCGGAGCUGAGUGCUUUCAGGCCAUCAUCCUUCUACGUCCUCAUCAGCCUCAACAUGGGCAUAAAGGUGAUGGUCCAACUGUCCCCCGUGAUGCAGGUCUUCAUUUCAGCUGACACAUCACUCAAAGGAACCACCUCUGGUCUGUGUGGGAACUUCAACAACAUAAUGGCCGAUGACUUCCUGGUCAAUACUGGACUGGUGGAGGGCACCGCUACAGCGUUCGCCAACACAUGGAAAACCCGGGCCAGCUGCCCUGACAUCGCACCACGCUUUGGAAACCCCUGCAGCCAGGGGAUCAGCAAAGACACUUAUGCCCAGCACUGGUGCUCCAAACUAUCGGAUCCCAAGGAAGUGUUUGCUCCUUGCCACUCUGUCAUUAGCCCCAAAAGAUACACAGAAAACUGCAAGUAUGACAGCUGUAACUGCGAGAACAGUGAGGAGUGCAUGUGUGCAGCAGUCUCCUCGUAUGUCUAUGCCUGCUCAGCGGCAGGAAUCCAGAUCACCGGCUGGAGGACGACCAUCUGUAGCAAAUUCAGUUCAUCAUGUCCAGAACAAACAGUGUAUGACUACAACAUGACGUGCUGCGGUCGUACCUGCCAGUCCCUCAGCCAGGCUGACUACUCCUGCCAGGCCGACUUCACUGCAGUGGAUGGCUGUGGCUGUGCCGAGGGAACCUACAUGAACGAGGAGGGACAGUGUGUGUCCAGUUCGAGCUGUCCCUGUUAUGAUAAAGACAGCAUUAUUCCAGCUGGACAGGUUGUCAGCAAAGACGGCAUCACAUGUAUCUGCAGACAAGGAGCUCUCAGCUGCUCAGGGGGGACACAACUACAAUCUUCACCAACAUGUGUUGCCCCAAUGGUUUACUUCGACUGCUUCACGGCUCAACCUGGGACCACUGGGACUGAGUGUCAGAAGGGCUGCAGCACUCUGGACAUGACUUGUAUCAGUACAGGCUGCACAUCAGGCUGCAUGUGCCCUGAUGGCCUGGUGUCAGAUGGAGCGGGAGGUUGUAUCAACGAGACCAGCUGUCCAUGUCUGCACAAUGGACAGGUCUACCAGCCUGGAGAGACACUGACUGUGGGCUGCAACACCUGCUACUGCAGUGACAGGAUGUUCACAUGUACCACCAACGAGUGUGAUGCAGUUUGUAGGAUCUACGGCGACGGUCACUAUGUCACAUUUGAUGCUAAGAGGUUUGACUUCAGUGGACAGUGUGAAUACACGCUCCUACAGGACUACUGUGGCUCUGGUCUGAGCAAUGGAAGCUUCAGAAUUAUCACUGAGAAUGUCCCAUGUGGGACUACAGGAACCUCCUGCUCCAAGACCAUCAAGAUCUUCCUCGGGGAUAACGAAUUCCAACUUAAAGAUGAGAACUUCCAGGUAGUAAAGGGCAGCAGCCAGGUGUUCCCUGCUCAGGUUCAAAAGAUGGGUAUUUACCUGGUGGUGAUGAUCAAGCCGGGACUUGUGCUCAUGUGGGACCACAAGACCAGUCUUUUCAUUAAACUCAGCCCAGAAUUCCAGGGUCAAGUCUGUGGUCUGUGUGGAAACUACGACGGCAACAGUAAGAAUGACUACACAACGCGCUCACAGGAGACAGUAGCAGGCGUUCUAGAUUUUGCUAACAGUUGGAAGGUUUCAUCCAGCUGCCCAAACGCCGAACUCAUCAUGGAUCCUUGUGCUCGCAACAGCUACCGGGGAGCCUGGUCCCAGAAACAGUGCAGCAUCAUCACCAGUGACACCUUCCAGAGUUGUCAUUCACAGGUUGACCCUGGUCCAUACUUUGAUUCUUGCGUGAGAGACUCUUGUGCUUGUGACACCGGUGGGGACUGUGAGUGUCUCUGCACUGCUGUGGCUGCCUAUGCCAAAGCAUGUAAUGAAGCUGGGACCUGCGUUAAAUGGAGAACUCCUACACUGUGUCCUAUUUUCUGUGACUACUAUAACUCCCCUGGUGGCUGUGAGUGGCACUAUAAGCCUUGUGGAGCUGACUGCAUGAAAACAUGUAGGAAUCCAUCAGGCAACUGUUCCAACCUCAUCACCGCCCUGGAAGGCUGCUAUCCACAGUGUCCCCCAACCCAGCCCUACUUUGAUGAAGACACCAUGAAGUGUGUCGCCUGGGACCAAUGUGGAUGCUAUGAUGAACAAGGCACCCAUUACAGCAUUGGAGAUAAGGUUCCAUCGAAAAACUGUUACACUUGUUCCUGUACAGACUCUGGAAUAAAAUGCAGCUACAAUGUAAACUCUUGUACAUGCUACAUUAAUGGGAAAACCUACGAAUAUGGGGAAACCAUCUAUAAUACCACGGAUGGGCUAGGAAAUUGUAUCAUAGCGGAGUGUGGGGCCAAUGGAACCAUGACAAGGAACAUAUACACAUGCUUAACAACCACCACCCCUGGCCCUACAACAACCCCCUUUACAACUACUAAAGUACCAUCAACAACAACUAAAGGAACCACAGUACAACCUGUUGAAACAACCACAUCAGAAGCAACAACAGUAAAGGUUGAGACAACAAAACCAACCAAAGAAGUCACCACUGGCCCAGUAACAGUUUCAACCACAGCUGUUAUUGAAACUACAACCUUAGUGCCAAGUCUCACAACAACAAGCCCAGAAACAACUGUGGUAACAUCAAGACCUUCUGUUGGUACCACAACUACUAAAGUACCAUCAACAACAACUAAAGGAACCACAGUACAACCUGUUGAAACAACCACAUCAGAAGCAACAACAGUAAAGGUUGAGACAACAAAACCAACCAAAGAAGUCACCACUGGCCCAGUAACAGUUUCAACCACAGCUGUUAUUGAAACUACAACCUUGGUGCCAAGUCUCACAACAACAAGCCCAGAAACACCUGUGAGCCCAGAAACACCUGUGGUAACAUCAGCACCCUCUGUUGGUACUACAACUACUAAAGUACCAUCAACAACAACUAAAGGAACCACAGUACAACCUGUUGAAACAACCACAUCAGAAGCAACAACAGUAAAGGUUGAGACAACAAAACCAACCAAAGAAGUCACCACUGGCCCAGUGACAGUUUCAACCACAGCUGUUAUUGAAACUACAACCUUGGUGCCAAGUCUCACAACAACAAGCCCAGAAACAACUGUGGUAACAUCAGCACCCUCUGUUGGUACUACAACUACUAAAGUGCCAUUGACAACAACUAAGGAAACCACAGUACAACCUGUUGAAACAACCACAUCAGAAGCAACAACAGUAAAGGUUGAGACAACAAAACCAACCAAAGAAGUAACCACUGGCCCAGUAACAGUUUCAACCACAGCUGUGAUUGAAACUACAACCUUAGUGCCAAGUCUCACAACAACAAGCCCAGAAACACCUGUGGUAACAUCAGCACCCUCUGUUGGUACUACAACUACUAAAGUACCAUCAACAACAACUAAGGGAACCACAGUACAACCUGUUGAAACAACCACAUCAGAAUCAACAACAGUAAAGGUUGAGACAACAAAACCAACCAAAGAAGUCACCACUGGCCCAGUAACAGUUUCAACCACAGCUGUUAUUGAAACUACAACCUUGGUGCCAAGUCUCACAACAACAAGCCCAGAAACAACUGUCAUAACAUCAGCACCCUCUGUUGGUACUACAACUACUAAAGUACCAUCAACAACGACUAAAGGAACCACAGUACAACCUGUUGAAACAACCACAUCAGAAGCAACAACAGUAAAGGUUGAGACAACAAAACCAGCUAAAGAAGUCACCACUGGCCCAGUGACAGUUUCAACCACAGCUGUUAUUGAAACUACAACCUUAGUGCCAAGUCUCACAACAACAAGCCCAGAAACAACUGUGGUAACAUCAAGACCUUCUGUUGGUACCACAACUACUAAAGUACCAUCAACAACAACUAAGGGAACCACAGUACAACCUGUUGAAACAACCACAUCAGAAGCAACAACAGUAAAGGUUGAGACAACAAAACCAACCAAAGAAGUCACCACUGGCCCAGUAACAGUUUCAACCACAGCUGUUAUUGAAACUACAACCUUAGUGCCAAGUCUCACAACAACAAGCCCAGAAACAACUGUGGUAACAUCAAGACCUUCUGUUGGUACCACAACUACUAAAGUACCAUCAACAACAACUAAGGGAACCACAGUACAACCUGUUGAAACAACCACAUCAGAAGCAACAACAGCUUUUGUUGAAACAACAACCUCAGGGGCAGGUUUCACAACAAGGCCAGAAACAACAGUUAUUGUCACAGGAAAGCCACAAAUAACCACUGUAUUCACAAAACCUUCUGUUUUGAACACUACAACACCUAUUUUGGCUUCAACUGUAACCACAGCAACAACAGUUAAAGGAACAACUUCUAUUCGUCCCAUAACACAGACACUUCCAGGCCCCACAACUGUUUACUCAACAGGUACAACUACUCUCAGACCAUCAAGAACCACAGUUGUUUCCACACUACCACUUUUUACCACAACUUCAACAUGUGUCUGCAUUGUCAAUGGAACUUCUCAUCGUCCUGGGGACUUGGUGUACAAUGUCACCGAUGGCUUAGGGUGGUGUUACCGUGCAUAUUGCAAUGCAUCUUGUAAAGUUGAGACACAAUCCAGUCCAUGUCCCACAACAACGACACCCAGCUCAACUGCACCUUCUACCACUGCAGUGUUCAGCACCACUACAAAGGCCACAAUCUCAAGCUCAGUACCUCCCACCACAUCUCUUCCUACCUCUACUUCCACUCCAUCAACACCUUCAUCUACAACUUCCCUUGACUGCAAUAAUGUGAAUCCACCAAGACAGAAUGGAGAGUCCUGGAAGGAUAGCAAUUGCACCACAGCUACCUGUACCAAUGGCAAGGUCACAGUGAUGACUACUCCCUGUCCCACAGUACAACAACCCAUCUGUGCCAAUGGACGCAAAGUUGUCCAGAUCUAUGAUGAUAAUGGAUGCUGCUUCCACUAUGAAUGUGAAUGUGUGUGCAGUGUCUGGGGAGGAUCCCACUACAUGACAUUUGAUGGGAAAUCAUACAGUUUCAAUGAUAACUGCUCUUCUUACCUGGUCAAAGAGAUUAUUACUAAAUAUAACUUGACCAUUAUAAUAAAUAAUAGUUACUGUGAUCCUUCAGAAAGCACAUUCUGUCCCCAGGCUCUCAUUGUUAUAUAUGAAUCCUACAACGUAGUUUUGACUCAGUUGAAGACUUCAGGAGAAGCAACUAAUGUGGUGUAUGUGAAUGGGAAACGAAUCUAUCCUGCCUACAGCAAUUCUGUCCUGCGUCUCACUAGCACAGAUAUGGUGAUCACACUGGAGAUACCGGAGAUCAAUGCCAACAUAACAUAUAGGGGCUCCUCCUUCAGCAUUGACCUUCCUUAUUCUCUCUUUGGUGGGAACACUGAGGGACAGUGUGGGACCUGUGACAACUUCCAGACCAAUGACUGCCGUUCUCCAAACGGCCAGGUGGAGAGCUGUUCAGACUCUGCAAGCCAGUGGCAUGUCCCAGGUACACCCUGUGUCAGCCCCACAACUACUACACCACCUUCAACCACUUCAAAACCACCAUACUCAACAACACAGCCUAUUUGCAAACCUGCCAUCUGUGAUCUCCUGACCAGCAGUGUAUUUGCGCCGUGUCACGCAGUGAUAUCCCCGGGACCAUUUGUGUCGUCCUGUGCGUCUGACAAUUGCAACGGUGGCAAUAACACCUGUUCCAGCCUGGAGGCCUAUGCCACUGAGUGUUCAAAUGCAGGAGUCUGUGUUGACUGGAGGAAUGCUACUGAUGGGCAGUGUGAGCACAAGUGUCCAAUCAACCAAGUGUACAUGGCCUGUGGCCCCACUGUGGAGCCUACAUGCAAUGACAGAUACAACCAGAUGUUCCAGAUGGAUAGCAAGUCAUCCACUAAGGAGGGUUGCUUCUGUCCUCAUGGCACCAUCCUAUUCAACACAGUCCAUGACGUGUGUGUUACCUCCUGUGAUUGUGUUGGAUCGGAUGGAAAACCCAAACAGCCUGGUGACACAUGGACAAGUGACUGCAACACCUGUGUGUGUGACGAAGAUUCCAUGAGCAUCCAGUGUCAGCCUGUUCAGUGCCCAUCAGUUCAGAGCCCCACAUGCAGCGAGCCCGGCCAGCAGCUGGUCAACAAGACAGACAGCUGCUGCACAACACAGUCUUGUGAAUGCAAUGUAAACCUGUGUCCCGCUUCCAUCCCCUGCCCGCUGGGUUUCCUACUCAACAUCACCAACAGCACCUGCUGCCAAUCCUUUGAGUGUGUUCCUAAAGGUGUCUGUGUCUAUAACAUGACUGAGUACAAGCCUGGUGCCAAGAUACCAACACCGGAAUCACUAUCAGAACCACCAUUAGAAGCACCAGCAAUUCCAGGACAACCCUCAGGAACAACAACAGCACCAUCAGGACCGGGACAGCCAUCAGGAGCAGGACAAGCAACCCCGGGACCUUUAUCAGAGGAGUCCGUUAAACCUGGGCCCUGCCGGGAGUGUUACUGUGGUCCCAAAAUGGAUCCCAUCACCAAGCUGAACAUCGUUGCCUGCAAACCUAUUGUCUGCAACAAAACCUGCCCCUCAGGUUACGGAUAUCAGACCGUAUCUGGGAAGUGCUGUGGGACGUGCAUUCAGAACAGCUGUAUUUUCACCACACCUGACCAAACAACGCAUGUUAUCGAGGUCAAUGGUACUUUUAUACCCCAUGACGACAACUGCGUGCAGUACACCUGUGACAACAUUAAUGGACAGUUUAUUACCAAGGAGACCAAGACCACUUGUCCUUCUUUCAACCCCUUGAACUGUGAACCUGGCACUGAGACAACCGACGCUAGUGGGUGCUGCAAAACCUGCACGCUGCGGAGCUUCUGUGAGGUUCAGAGUAAGCAGACAGUCAUCGAUGUGAGCGGCUGUAGGACCACGCAGCUGGUUAACAUGACGUUCUGCGCUGGACGCUGUGGAAGCUCGUCCAUGUACUCUGCAGCAGCUAACAUGAUGAUGCACCAGUGUGAGUGUUGCCAAGAGGCCACCACCACUCCAAUUCAGGUGGACCUGAUCUGCGAUGAUGGUUCCAGGGUCCAGCACACCUACAGCAGAGUGGACACGUGCAGCUGCAGCAAAGCAGAGUGUGUGCCGGGGACAACUGCCAAAGCACAGCGCCGCAGGAGACGUUGAACGCUGGACUGAGCCUCAGAAACACUGCAGGGCUUAACUUAGACCUCCUUCUUCUUAUCAGGUUUUGUUAUUUAUACCCCAGUGUGUGCUGUUUUUCAGUUUCACAACAUAUUAGCAUGAUGUAAACUUUCUUUAACUGCAGAUUUCUUGGAUAAUUAUUAAAAUGAU
Micropterus dolomieu (smallmouth bass) is the source of this 8157-nucleotide messenger RNA. Its product is annotated as mucin-5B-like. Bases 1 to 7989 code for a protein of 2662 amino acids. The record is from RefSeq and is a predicted model, not a curated record. Gene Ontology annotation, cellular component: extracellular matrix. Gene Ontology annotation, molecular function: protein binding. Lineage: Eukaryota; Metazoa; Chordata; Actinopteri; Centrarchiformes; Centrarchidae. The transcript has 44 exons.